UGUUCCUCCUCGCCCAUAGAGGGCUCUGCUGAAUCACUGUAAACCCCCAAAGUGACGCAAAAAGACCCGCUCAGUGGCGUGCCGAAUACUCGAUUUGGGACGUUUGAAGUUAACAGCUUCAGAAUGGUGUUGGGGCGGAUUUUUCACGCGUUAAUAAACAACGCUCAGGUGGUGGAGAAACUGGCGGAGUCUCGACCCAUCCGACGUGCGGCGCAGAUCACGGCCUUCGCCAUCACUAAAGCGCAGAUCGCCGGCAGAGAGGCCUCCACAAAGCUGCUCCGCUCCGAAACCCUCCAGCAGAUCCGCAAGGAGAGCGCACAGAUGCCGGGAGACGUGCAGGAGAUGCGCCGAAGAGCCUCCAGACUCCGGGACACCUUCGUGAAGGAGGUCCGAGAGGGAGUGAGGGAUGCAAACCGGCAGAUUAAAGACAGAAAGUGACGGAUGAAGCGGGAUAUGAGGACAGUGCCAUUAAAGACUCCAUACAGAAUGAUUGAUUUAUUUAAAUCAAUGCUACUGAUGAUGAUGAUGAUGAUGAUGAUGUUGACUCUGUGAAUGAAAGUGCAAUGAUGUUUGUGAAAUAAAGUGGAUCAAGGUUA
Danio aesculapii is the source of this 596-nucleotide messenger RNA. It is a transcript of the gene ncbp2as2, whose product is annotated as NCBP2 antisense 2 (head to head). The transcript has 2 exons. The coding region runs from base 124 to 438 and encodes 104 amino acids. NCBI's taxonomy places the organism in Eukaryota, Metazoa, Chordata, Actinopteri, Cypriniformes, Danionidae. The record is from RefSeq and is a predicted model, not a curated record.